This is a messenger RNA of Pogona vitticeps (central bearded dragon), 2220 nucleotides long. RefSeq names its product zinc finger protein 326 (gene ZNF326). Gene Ontology annotation, molecular function: DNA binding. The record is from RefSeq and is a predicted model, not a curated record. Gene Ontology annotation, biological process: regulation of DNA-templated transcription elongation. NCBI's taxonomy places the organism in Eukaryota, Metazoa, Chordata, Lepidosauria, Squamata, Agamidae. Gene Ontology annotation, cellular component: nucleus; DBIRD complex.
UCAGCGAGCCAGGAAUCCUGCGGGCGGUGCCUCGUUCCGCCGCGGCGCUGUCUGUCGGAAGUUGCGCUGCUGAGGUGCCUGUGGCAGCUGCAGCCUUGUCCCGCAGGGAGGGACCGGUACUCCAGCCGUAGCGUCCAAACCCCCGAGGGCCGUCGCCACCAUGGAUUACGGGGAGGAAAUGGACCGUGACUAUGGGCAUGGUGCCUAUGGUGGCCCAAGAGCUAUGGACUCUUAUAUGAACCAAUCAUAUGGAAUGGAAAGUCAUGGAGGCGGCGGUGGAGGUGGUGGUGGUGGUAACAGGUUUGGACCUUAUGAGUCUUAUGACUCCGGGUCUUCUCUGGGUGGGCGAGAUCUAUACAGAUCUGGCUAUGGUUAUAAUGAACCCGAACAAAGCCGCUUCGGAGGUAGUUAUGGUGGUCGAUUUGACAGCAACUACCGGAAUAGCCUUGACUCUUUCGGAGGUAGAAACCAGGGCGGGUCUAGCUGGGAAGCACCUUACUCACGCACAAAGUUGAGGCCUGGGUUUAUGGAGGACAGAGGAAGAGAGACUUACUCUUCCUACAGCAGUUUUUCUUCACCCCAUAUGAAGCCUGCACCUGUAGGCUCUCGGGGGAGAGGAACGCCUGCUUAUCCUGACAGUGGAUUUGGAAGCAGAAACUAUGAUGCUUUUGGAGGACCAUCAACAGGCAGAGGCCGUGGCCGAGGAUAUAUGGGAGACUUUGGAGGCAUGCAUAGACCUGGAAUUGUGGUAGACUAUCAUAACAAACCGAGUUCUGCAGCUGUAGCUGCAAGAGGAAUAAAGAGAAAAAUGAUACAACAGCCGUAUAAUAAACCAGGUGGGACAUUUAUCAAGAAACCCAAACUGACAAAACCUAAUGUGAAGAUGAACCAAAACCAACCUAGUGUCAAACCAGAAGUGAAAAAUGAAGAAGAAGAAAAACGUCGUAUUGAGGCAAGACGAGAGAAACAAAGGCGUAGGAGGGAGAAAAACAGUGAAAAGUAUGGUGAUGGUUACAGAAUGGCAUUCACCUGUUCAUUCUGUAAGUUUCGAACGUUUGAAGAAAAAGACAUUGAAGCGCAUCUGGAAAGUCCUGUUCAUCAGGAAACAUUAGAUCAUAUUCAGAAACAAACAAAGUUUGACAAAGUUGUGAUGGAGUUUCUGCAUGAAUGCAUGGUGAAUAAAUUCAAGAAGACUGCUAUGCGUAGGCAGCAGACUAUUAGUCAAAUGGAAGCUGCUCAGAUUGCUGAAAAAGAUGUAAUGGAAGGUGUCACAGCUGAUGACUAUAUGAUGAAAGUUGAGACUGUGCUCUGCUCUGCAUGCAGUGUAUAUGUUCCUGCAUUACACAGUUCUGUUCAGCAGCACUUAAAGUCUCUUGAACAUGCAAAAGGAAAACAGACUUACAAAGAGCAAAUUAAAAGAGAGAGUGUACUAACAGCUACCAGCAUCUUGAAUAACCCAAUUGUGAAGGCACGAUAUGAACGUUACGUCAAGGGAGAGAAUCCAUUUGAAGUUACAGAUCAAAAUGCUGAGCAGCAGGAAGGAGAGGACAAAUCAAAUGAACCUGCAGAAGAGGAGGAGGACGAAGAGGCAGAAGCUGAGGAGGAAGAGGAAGAAGCAGAAGGAGGAGAAGGUGGAGAAGGAGAAGGUGGAGAAGGAGAAGGUGGAGAAGGAGAAGAACAAACUGACUUCACUCUUGACCAAACGGAAGAUAGUUAAAUGCAAGAAAUUUUGCUCAGGCAGAAGAACGUGCUGCUUUAUUUUUCUGUUAAUGCAGCUAAGUGUAAAAUUUCUAAUCGUUAAAUGUGAGGCUUGUGUUCUCAUCCCCUACCUCUGCAUGCAUUCCAUUUAAAUUGAAAUUGUGUUUGUGUACUCUUUUACCUUUGCUUAAAAUGAAGAUAAAACUGUUUUUAGUUUGGCUUUUAUAAUAACUCUGCUGUUUGAAAUAGUAUAAUAUUCUAUAUGUUUUUAGACAUUGAUUUUCCUCUUUUGAUUGUUGAGACUUGGAUGUUAAAGAAAUAGGAAGUUUAAAUCAUUUCAAGAUAGAUGUGUUGCAAGUAAAUGCGGCAUAUUUAGUCCUAAAACAUGUAGAAUUAUGUUGUGAGUGCAGCUGUCUUUUCGACAGUAUCACUCAUGGUAAAACAUGUGUUAUGACGUACCUUGUAGGUUGUUUUGUGAAAUAAAUGUAUUUGUUUAUAGCAAUAAAGAAUUUUAGAAACAUU